UUUAUUUUAGUUUUUUUUAUCAACAGUGGUUUCUUACCUUCACUGGAACUUAUUUAGUCCUCCUUCCUCAUUCUGAGGGCAAUUUAUACUUUAGAGUUCUUGGAUAAUUCUUCAGAUUGAUUCUCUGAAGGAGAGCAGACAUAUUCCCAGAGAGGAUGGCCGACAAUCAAGAACAUGCUCCCCUGUCCAGAGGAAGUGUUUCUGGCAGCCACGAAGUCCUGGUUAACAAUGCAGGGCCCAGAGGUGGAUCCAACAGCCGUGCCUUUACGAUCGCUGGCCUGACCACGCUGGCAUGCCUGCUGCUGGCCAGCCAGGUCUUCACCGCAUAUAUGGUGCUUGACCAUAAGCAGCAGAUCCACAGCCUGCAGAAGAACUCUGAGAGGAUGAGCAAACAGAUGACUCGCGUAUCUCAAGGUGUUGCCCCAGCCAGGAUGGCCAUGCCCAUGAACAGCCUGCCUCUGCAGUUGGACUUCACCGAAGACGACACAUCUUCCAAGACACCCUUGACUAAGGUGGAGGACAUUGCCAUAGUCAGUGUGGAGAAGCAAGUCAUGGAUAUGAUGAAGGACAUCAGCCUGCCACAGUUCAACGAGACCUUCCUGGCCAACCUGAGGAGCCUGAAGCAGCAGUUCAAUGACAGCGAGUGGAAGAGCUUCGAAUCCUGGAUGCGUUACUGGCUGAUCUUCCAGAUGGCCCAGCAGGAGCCUGCAGGCCCCACCCCUCAGCCAGCCUCUACGAUCAAGAGCAAAUGCCAGAUGGAGGCCACACCUGGAGUGGGAAAGAUUGGCGCAUACAAGCCCCAGUGUGACGAGCAGGGCCACUACAAGCCCAUGCAGUGCUGGCACGCUACCGGCUUCUGCUGGUGUGUGGAUCAGUCCGGCAACCCCAUCCAGGGCACCACCAUGCGCGGCCGCCCAGACUGUCAAAGAGGUGCCGGAUUUCGUCGCAUGAUGGUCGCACCAAGGAUGAUGCAGAAGACCUUCCUUGAAGACGAGGGAAAAGCAAAUUAAGAGAAAGCCGGAAGCAAAGCAUUUCUUUUUGCUAUUACUAUCUUUGCAGACUCGUGAAACUGGUUUUUUUAAAUUGGACGCUACUUUCCGAAUCAGAGCAGUUUAACUUCAAAACGAGCUUUAUUUUCACGUAAUCACUUCAUGCUAUACAUUUUACUAUCUGCUUGGAAUAAAAUCAGAAGAGGCCUGUUACAUUAAUGCUUUUAAUAUCUUUUUUUUGGGUGCCUUGAUUUACGUAGCAUAAAAUUUAUCAAAUCCUGUGUAUUUGUUUGAGAUGAAUGGUUAAAUGGUUGGUUCACCCAAAUAAAAAAAAAAAGAACAUAUUUGAUUUAUAGUUCCAGUUUCACCUGCCUAACACUGAGUCAAAUUAUGGUUUUUCAACCGCAAAAAUGUUUAGUUCUCGUAAUUUUGGUGAACCUGCCCUUUAAAGAGUGGAAACAUGAAGUGUUUUUUUUUUCUUUUAAAUGUAUAAGAAGUGGCAAUAAAGAUUUUCCUCUAAAACAAUCACAUUAUUUGUCCCAAUGUCUUUAGAUCAGACAGCUGUUAAAGGUAUUAAUGAAAUAAGGCCUGAAUAAACAUAUUAGUGAUUAAUUGCAA
Messenger RNA from Xiphophorus maculatus (southern platyfish), 1607 nucleotides. It is a transcript of the gene cd74a, whose product is annotated as CD74 molecule. Lineage: Eukaryota; Metazoa; Chordata; Actinopteri; Cyprinodontiformes; Poeciliidae. The transcript is spliced from 9 exons. Gene Ontology annotation, cellular component: membrane. Gene Ontology annotation, biological process: protein trimerization; antigen processing and presentation; intracellular protein transport. The record is from RefSeq and is a predicted model, not a curated record. Gene Ontology annotation, molecular function: macrophage migration inhibitory factor binding; MHC class II protein binding. Bases 156 to 1010 code for a protein of 284 amino acids.